Porites lobata is the source of this 11131-nucleotide messenger RNA. NCBI's taxonomy places the organism in Eukaryota, Metazoa, Cnidaria, Anthozoa, Scleractinia, Poritidae. The record is from the annotation of a GenBank genome assembly.
AUGGCGACCACCUCUCCGUCAUUUUGCGAGACUUCGGCUUUUAAGAAGAACUCAGUAGGUAAGAGCCGGGAAUUGCUGUUCAAAUUACAUCUUUAAAAGAUAAAAAUGAAAUUAUAAGAACAUUUUUUGUGGUUUUUCUUAUGUCCAGCUGUCAAAAGUCACAAUAUUUUCACACUUUCAAGAAAUACAGAUUCACCGCCGGCGUCAAGCGACUUAACCUUAUAUCUUAUAUCUUUUUUCUUUUUUUCUUCUUUUUUUAUCUUUUUUUUAAGUGAUCUCAUUUGACAUGUUAUUACAUAGCCCGUUUUAUCCUUUUAUCCUCGGGAUUGAGUUCUCCGGAAGCCAGUUAAAUUUAGCAGCGUAGCAAUCUGUUAAUCAUGCCAAAGCUCUGGGACAUCAAUAAAGUACGUUGGCUCUCACUAGUUGUUACAUGCAUUUUGCAACUGGCUAGUGAGCAGUUGCUUUGAGGACAUACUGAUUGGAAAUUUGAGUUAUUAUUUACGGGUGUGCUUAUUUAGCAGAAAAUGAAGAUAUCCUCCCAAACAGGAUAAGCUUUUUAACGCGUCCCUAAUGUUUCUGUAAGUAAUGUAGACUGCGUUAUCACGAGUAGCAAAAUUAUUUCUGAGAGCGACAAAAAAAGCCAUCAAUCACUUCACUUUUGCCAAGUGACCACUGGGUCUCAAUAUUUGAAGACUUUUGUUAUUAAAGUGUUUUGUUGCUGUAGACUUCAUGCAUCAAUGAUUCUAAUUCAUGUUAUGAUUCUCGUUUGUUUCUUCAGAAAAACGUAAAAACAAAGGUUCUGAAGCCAAAGAACAGAUCUUGAAAUCAAAGAGAAAAUCUAACAGCAAAGUUCUCAAGGUAAGGAUAGAUUGUUAAAAAUGGCUUUCUUUCUACAGCCAUCUAUUAGAUCCACCUGUUUUUACAAAAAAGAAAAAAAAUAAGGAAUAAAAUGACUUUACAUGAAGGAAUAUGUACAAGGUGGACGACAUUAUAUUAGAAAGUUUGAGGUCAGUGAAAUUUUUUCCUAUUUUUCUUGUUACAGCAUGAAGUUAAAUGGUGUAAGGUGGCAUUGAAUAUAUCAUAUAUCUUAGUAUUGUAAAUCGGUUAUUGCAACAACGUAACUCCAUGUGCAAAAUGAAUAUGUGGACCGUUUUAAGUAGGAAAGUUGUUCUUAAGAGCCCCUUGAGUAUUUUGCCACUUUGUUUUGUUUAGUUUGCAUUAUUGACCAAGCUCAGUGAGGUCAAGAUGGCUGGACAUUGACCAAAUUAUUCUUUGCAUCUUUGUCCAUAAGGAUACAAAAAGGAACAAGGCUAAUAUACAACCAUCGUGCUUGGUCAAUAAAGAGGAAAACUAGUUUUGUCUAGUCAAAAUUUUGGGCAAAUAUAUUACCAACCUUUAUCUAUCUGAUCAGCCUUGUCCUAAAUUUUUAAGUGUUAUUUUAUAUUCCUGAUCCUGAUCUACACCAAGAUCCGUCUUUCUCUCCUUGCUGUUUGUCCAAGUGGUCCUUUCAAGAAUUGUUUGCGAAAGGAUUUAUUCUAUGAGCAAAAAGAGAACUUUUUCUCGCGGAAUCAAUGCGGGAAAUCCCGAGUGGGAGAGAUGGGGAGAUGCCAAGCAGAGUGCAAGAUUACCCUCAUUUUGCCUGCUCACAAAUUCAGCUUUACAAUAAAUUGGCUAAGUUACAGUUAAAGUGUCAAUAGUCGAAAGGGAUAUCACUGAAUGCCAAUCUUAACUUAACUGAAUUUACUAAUUUUUGUACAUCUUCUUGACAUUUCAUAUGAUAGAACAGUUCUACAGAGCUUCCUUCCUCCGAGUCCUUGGUAGCCAGUAUACAAGAGCCAGUGUGGGAUAUUGAGUACAGUGAGGAACUGAAUGUACCAGUUCCAGAUCUCUAUCCUGAGUUGUCAGAAUCCUUACAAAACAUGCAAGAUAGUGUUACAGAGCAAGAAGAGAUUGCAAAAGGUGUCAUUAAUUGUUCAAUUAUCUGUCUAUCUUUUAUAUUUGACUACGUACAGACAUCUCCUAUUUUUUGCUUCUUGGAAAAGGGAAGUAAAUGAAGAGAAAUGAGAGAGACAUAUGCAAUGAAUAUAGACAAUUUCAUUCUUGUAUUUUAUUCAUAUUCAAAAAAUUGAUGGGUUUUUUUGUGUGCUUAUUAGGUUGUUCAUCAUUCUGUUUAUCAUUGAUUGACUCUAUUUCCUUUCAUUCUUCCUCCCUUCCUUCUGUCCUUUCUUCAUCCAUUUGGUGAUUCAGUCAUCAAGAUUCAUUUUUUAAUUCAGUCAAUAGUCAGUCGUUUUUAUCUAUAUCCUCUUCAAUAUAUCAUAGGAUUUUCUUUUCAAUCAGGUGCAGAAAUGUUUGUUAGUGCAACUAUCUAGCUUCAGUUUUUCCCUUUUGCCUUGUUCUAUUCACUCCUUUAAGUUACCUGUGCAUUGGUUUCAAGAAAACUGAUCUUGCAUGAAAGAGACUUGUCUCACUCUAAUGCAAGUUUCCUGUAAUGUUCAUGUAUAUUAUUGCGGUAUUGUACCGUCUUUUGGUACUGACCUUGCCUUAACAUUUACAAAAUCUGGACUAUCUGUAAUCAUCAACAUGACAAGACAACCAUGUAGUAAAAGCAUUCACCUCGAUAACCUACCAAUAAAAAUCAAUUUUGGCUCCUUUGCAGUUAGGAAGCCUGGAUGUGACAAUGAGGAUAUGCAGUGUGUUCCAACUAGCUGUAAUGACAGUCAGGAUGACCCUGUGGCGAGUCAGGUAAAAACUCUAAUUAUACAGUCAUAGUCUAUGAAAAUCGUAGCCAAGUUGAAAACUUGAGAAAGUAAAGUAUGACAAGUAUGGAAAUUUAUUGGUUUUUUUUUUUCAAUUUUAUUUUCCUUUGAAUCAUUUUAGAGUCAAGAUGAUUCUCAACUAUCGAAUACAGGAAGCCAAGCAAAGCAAAAAAGAAAACUAGCAAAACCCAGAAAGGUCAGAAAACGAAAAGGCAUCGACCAAGGACAAAAUACCAUUACACUGAAAGAGGUAGGUUUGGUUUAUGUUGUUCAACUUGUAUCUGGAAACCGGAAUAUCAAUAUCUUUUGUUGAAAAAUGGAAGGGUGAAGGGAGCUAUGUGGAUGCAGGAUGUUCUGAAAUCUUUACAAAACGUGAAUAACCAGUAGAGACUGCUUGGUUUGAUUACAGUUUGCUUCUGAUUAAUAGCUUUGAAUCCAGUGAGGUAGGGAAAAUGUAACCUGAGAUCAGGCCCAUUUUUAACGGAAUGUUAUUUACAAAGCGAAGCGAAAAUAGAACCUGAUCUCAGAUUAGGGAAAAUGUAGAAAGGAACUUGAUGAUAAUGCUUAACUCAAUUAAGAUAAGCCUUAGAAAAAAGACUUGUCUUAACACUUUUUUGAUGAUAUUACAGAACUCUGAACUCCUUGCUGACCUCCAGGGUACAGGCAAACAGGGAACUUGGGCUCAGUGCAGCAUUCCUAGUUGUGGUAAAUGGAGAUUUCUUCAGAGCAAUGUUGACCCAAAUGAGCUGCCCGAAAGAUGGGUGUGUGCGAUGAACGAAAGUAGGUCACUCUUGGCUUGCUAAUUCUUAGAAAGUACUUCUUGUUUGACUAUUAAACUUGCUUUAAAGUAUCUGUCGAUGAACUAUUACCUGGCAUAAUUAUUUUCUCUUCUUCCGAUUGGACGGGAACGUUUCGUGUGUUAUCCCAUGGAGCAUAACUCCCUAGAGCAAACAAAACUCUAAUAACUGUUCUAGAACGUCUGUUUCCCUCUACUUCGCCUUUAGAACAAUUGUUUACAACAUAGGGUCUGUUCUAAAUCUAUAAAGCAACCCUUUUUCACUUGCAGCUUCCUUAUAAACGACUUCAAAAGCUCUUACGUGGGUCUCAAUUUCUUCCCCUUAGAUGAAAAAUAUAAUGAGUGUAGUGCAUCGGAAGAAACAUUCGACAGCCAAGAAGGCAACUUGGACGUGAUGUACACACCUUACCCGAGUGGUGCAAUCGUGUGGGCCAAGAUGGUUGGUUAUCCCUGGUAAUUCUGCUCUCCUUUUUCUCGUAAUACACUAUUCAGAAAGGCACCGUCUUAAAUUAACAAUUCAGACUUUUUUACGUACAGAUUUUGGAAACCACUUCAAGAAUCAAAUAGGACAGUAAAAGGCUUUUGUGUAGGAUCAAACUUGUUUGAUUUUGUAUUCAAAGAAAUCGAGUGAAUGAAAAAAGACAAAUGUUUUGUUGCUCAAAGAAGCACCCAUAAGAACGUCUCGUUACGUUCAUCGGUUAGGACAUUCAGUCUUCAGACAAAUUUAUACCUACAGACAAUCCAGAGGAUGUUUACUUAAUGAAACAGAACGCUUAGAUUUCCCCUCCCUCAUACUCACCAUGCUUUUAACAGUGUGCGACCACCUUCGGAUUACUAAAAAUGCUCUUAAUUUACAAUUGGUCAUUUCCUACAAUCCAUUCUCGUAAGCGGCCAUUCAAAUAAAAUUGCCCACUUUAUUGAUCAUAGGUAGACCUCUCUGGGUAGACCUGCCAAAGGUAUUACAUGUUCCUUUAUGUAAAUGCUGUGAAUUACAUUUAUGUAUAGUCCGCGUUUGCGGAACCAGAGUAAGAGAAAAAUUUUUUUAUCUAUUUGUCCCUCGGACAAGCACUAUAUUUAAUUUGGUUGUCGAAACCCAAGAGUUCUUGUCCAAAACGUUUUGCCAGGUUCAUACGCCAAAUGGAGCUCGCAAAAACAAAUAAAAUGGGUGAGGUAUGGCAAAUUUGAAAGGAUUAUUUAACGUUAUUUUGUCAAAUAUGAGUUUUGCUUUUAUGACUAUAAGAUACAUUUUAACUCUACUGUAAUUUAAAGUCAAUCUUCAACUGUUUCUGUAUUUUUUUCUAAUAAAUGUCAAAGGUUCACAUGUCCGAACUGAAUUUCUCCCUGUCCCGGACAAUCGGACAUAGGUUUUGGAGCAUCCUGCGGAACAGAACGAACCGCUUUGGGGGAGGGGCGUUUUCAAACUCUUUUCGUUAAACUGCUGUUGAAAGAAGAGCACGUCUCUAAUAACCACUAAGUUGUCAGUAAACCUAAGCUGAUCUUCACCCGUAUUUAGAAACAGGUAAAAGAAAAACUCUACUUGGUAAGUCCUGAAGAUAGUCACGUAUUUGUCUGUGGAUGAUUUCUGUUGUGAUUGCAAAUCUCAAUUAAAGGUGGCAAUAACAGUCUCAAUAUAAUUCCCUUUCAUUGCCAGGUGGCCAGCAAUGAUGGAGGACGACCCAGAUUAUGGUUACUACUGUGAAACGGGUGAAGACAAUGUCACACCGGUAAAUACCAAACGUCGGGAAUUAAUAACAAGCAAUAUCUGUUACCAUAACUCAGUAGAUACAGAAGAGCCCUUACUGAAUUGAAUAGCAUUUACCUAAAAUACAUUAUUAUCAUACAUCAUAAUUCUACUGACGUAAAAAAGAUGUUCUGACAAUCCGAAUUCUCAUUGGCUAAGAGCCUACACUUAAUUUUGGAAAUCAGCGAGUGCAUGAUUUCCAACAGCCAUGUCAAGUUAUAUCAUUUCUACUCUUUAAUUUGUUUUGGAAAAUAUUAAACUCUGUUCCUUGUGACAGUGCUACGUCAUUAUUUCCUUUGCAAAAGAUGUAUAAUAAAACAGCUACCAGGCAACGUUUUUGAGAUUUGCCGAAUAGUUCGGAUACAGUGUAUUUUGAAGACAUCAUCUAAUAAUUGUGAAUUAUCUGAUUUCAGGAGAUGUACCACGUGGUAUUUUUCGAUAAAGAAGUUUCGAGAACUUGGGUGAAUGCCGUUUGUAUCCGAAACUUUUCCUGUGAUGACGACCCAGAGGACAUGGGGAAGGUCAGUUUAACUACUACUCUACAAGUAUUCUCUUGUAGUGUGGUUUGAUUAGUGCAGGACUGUGAGGCCCCCAUCUUCAAAUAUUGGGAAUUGUCAGGGAAAGGAUAAUAGAUGACGUCAUAAUGCGCGAAAUAUGAUGUCAUUUGUGUAAAAAAAAGCUUGGGAAAAAGAUGUUGUUGGAAUUGUAACAUUUGUACCUGAUUGGUUUACUUCCCACCAAUCACAUUAUUGCUUAUAAGACAAUGGCAUACCGGGGUAUCUGAGGAAACGUUCUAUGUUAAAGGUUAAAUAGCUCAAACAACGCAAAAUAUUUGAAAUUUCAUUGACAGAAAGUCGCAUCUACAAGAAACUGUAGACUUUGGCAACUAAUCGACUCUAAUCUGGAGACUGGGAGAAACGGUUCAAAAUCGGGAGUCUCCCGGAUUAUCCGGGAGAGUUGACAGUACUGUUAGUGUUUUGGAGAAAUUCACUCGUCAAAUUGUAUUAUAUGAGGGUUGAAAUAACUCAAGUAGUGGACAGAAAACUGUGAUAUAUGCAAUUCUGUUGUCAUAAUUAUAUUAUGCUAGCAACAUCAUUCAGCAAAUAAAGUAUUUUCUCAAAGACGCUGUAGACGUCUCUUGUUUUCGCCCUGAUUUGCCAUCCAGAACAAAUUAAUUAUGAACAUAGAAACAUAUUCACCCCUCCACUGGUUAGAAGGAAGUUAGGGAAAGCUCUGAACUUAACUUAAGGCGUCCCAAAGCGUCUCUUUCAGGUUGGUGCCGGAUUCAUUUACUCUCGCAAGGAAUGUAUCUUUCAGGAGGUCGGAUUUGCGAAUUAUUUCGUACGUUCUCUAAAUACUUUGAAAUCCAGGUUACUUUUAAAGGGAAGAAUUACAGAAGACAGCUCACCGCAGCUACCCUGGCAGCACGGAGGGCAGCACAGUUGCCUCUUCAGGUACCAUGCUAUGUCAAUACCUUUUUCUAAUGAAGCUCGUUUAGCCUGCGUAGCAAGCGUUUCCGUUUGGUUUCAGAGCAAACAACGAGGAGCGAGAGUCAAAGACCGCGCGAAAAAUGGCGCAAGUGAAAGAGCCGGGAGGGGUUGGGAAGAAGUUUCCUUCCUUCCCUUUCCCCUUCCCCUUCCCCCUCUUUUAUUUCUCGGGCUGUCAAAACCGAAAAUGCCCUUCCUUGGACUUUCUUUUCUCCGAAACCAAACAGAAACGCUUGUUACGCAGGCUAAAGCUCGUUUGUCUCGCCAAACAGUAACUUUUUCAUAGAUCGUGACCAGGUAAUGCUGGUUUUCAUCAUAUGAUGCGGAGUCACGGUAUCAAAACUAUUAUUAGUGAGCAGGAGUUCAUUGGACAGUGUUCCAAGCUGUGACCGUUUUGGGCGAGUAGAAAAAAUAUGGCGACUAAAAUUGCAGUGAAAGUCGCCAAAUGGCGGCCUGUGUUCAGCGAUCAUGUGCCAAAUUCCCGAGAUUUUGCGAGACGCGUUUUUGUAUUAAGCCUUGAGUUGUCGCGUGUACCUUUGCCCAAUUCGAUUGCGAUGGUUCGGCAGCCAUUUUGAUUCUUUCAAACUUUCAUGUAGUGUUGCACAAAAAAUAUUUUAUGCCUGGCGACCAUUUUAUAAUUUAAGGUUGCGGAGAGGCGACUUUGAAAAAGGCUGGGCUUGGAGCACUGUCAUACAUUUGCCAAAUGGUGCAUGUGCUUCUCAGUUGUUAAAAAUUAUUUUAGUAUGUCCUUUUUAAUAGCCACAACAUGACGUAACUCCUAGGGAGUCAGGAGAGGUGCGUCAAAGAAAAUUUCGUUCCCGGGCUUAGCAAAAUUGAUUCUUCUCAUUAUAUAUGCCAACUCUUUGGUGCUGCCCUGAUCGGCAGAUACCACCCUGACAUAAGGUCCCUAAUUUUUAUGGAUAACUAACAAGUACUUCUUUUUUUCUCUUAACAUGAAAAAAGUUAUUUUCAUUUACAGCGUCGGCUUGCAGAAUAUGGCUUUGCAGCACGCUACAAAGGACCUAUUGGUAGAAAAGCAGUUGAAGAGAGUAAACGAUCGAUCAGCCUAGAGACAGGAGAACUUAGUGAUUCGGGUAGGAAAAGGAAAUCGGUGGAAUUAAAUUUUAAUGAUUAAAAGAGUUUCCGUUCGCCUAUGCAUUCGAAUUAAAUGUUAGACAUUUCCAAUGAUCUGAUAGUACUUUCCUGGCGUUGUUCACCUCUUUCUAGAGACAGGAAUAGGGCAGACAACAUCGUGGGGCAGUAAAAUUGGUUUCCAUGAAUUACCCUGAAAGAUAAAGUUUGACACCUUAUGCCUUUAGUUUAUGUGGACUUGUUUUGUAAAGAUUCUCAUGAUCACGAGAGGAUAAAAGACCUCUAUCCUCACUUGUGACGAUAAAUGCUAAGUAAUGAUGUUUCUUUUUUAAGGGGUAUAGAAAAAAAACUUCUACAUUUUGGGUUUUCAUGUCUAACGAGGUAGAAGUUGAAUGUUUUAUUUACAGUUACAGAUUCAUCAAGUCAGGACUUCAGUAGCAGCGGAAACAGUUUCAUCAGUGAAAACAGUUAUAGCAGUCCAGAUGAACCUAAAAGAUUGAAACCAAAAACCCCACUCAAGUCCAAAACACGCAAAGAAAAGACAGCUAAAACACCGAUCAAGAGUGAGAAAAAGAAAAUGCAACAAACUAAACAAGCCGAUUCUGCUGGCAGAAAGGAAAAGGUAGGGAAGAAGGAAGCGAAGAAAGCCACCACGGACGCCUCUAUAACAACUAAUGGAAGUAAAGGUACAUUAACUUAUAUUUGUGAAUUUAAGGAAAUUGUUGGAAAUUAUAGUUAGAUCGUAUCACAUGUAAUAACAAAAAAAAACCUAGAAACGAUUUAACAAUUAAAAUAUCCUCGACAGACAAUGCUGGACUGAAGGCUUCAGUUCUUUACACCAUGAAAAUUAUUUCUAUUAACUUGAUUUUUAACAAGAGGAGUAUGUGUAACACUGUAAUGCUGAAAGUAUAGUACUCUUUCAAAACUGAAUUUUUAUUCAAGGAAUUUUGACCCUGUCACGAGUUCUCAGUUAUUCUAGGAUUCCCCCUGCCCACCAACACAGAAAAAGCAAAGUGUGACCUAGCCUUAAAUUCACUUGGACAGUCUAAGUUAGUAACUUCUCCAGCACUGUACUAAAGAGUAGCCUAGAUACACGUUAGUACGUUUUCUAAUGUUUGCGUCGCUUUAUUUUUUAUUUCUCGUAGAAUUAGCACCUCAAAGUAGUAGUACAAGUACGAAUAUCGAGAUGCAAAUGGAUACUCAACAACCUACAGAGGGAGAUCAAGGCAAGAAUAAAAACACAGAAAUGGUGCUCAGUAAUCACUGUGAGGCCCCUGUUCCCAACACUUUGAACAGUAAGACAUAUUCUGAGGACACCAUAUGUGAGAAUGAAAGGAGUACGACUAAACCAACUGCCAAGAAGUUGGUUGAAUCAAAUAGUUCAGAAGUAAAAGUUGUUAAAAACAGGAAGAAGUCUGAUGAAGUGCGAGGUAGAAAGAAUGCUAAGAAAAGCAAGGAGGAUAACUCUAAUAUCAGCCUUUUGGAAAAUUCUUCUAAAAACAAACAACACGAAAAGGCAGAUGCUAACGUCAUGAGUUUAAGCACUUUACUGAAAACGCAAAAGAAGCGAACAGCGUGUGUAGAAAGUAAUCGAAAGAAGAAAAAAGUUGCUGCGAGGAUAGAAAAUGAUCCUCCUGACAUUGCUGCGCGGGAGGAGGUGAAAAGAGAUAAUUCUGUUUCACCUAGCACGUCUAAUCUUGGCGAUUCCAUAGAAAACCAACGAGAAGAAGCCGUUAGUAAAACCAAAGAACGGGAUAGGCCUACUGGAGAUAGCACCAAAGCUGAAGGUCCAUGUCCUGAAAGCGGGGGAAAUGGACGAUAUAAGAAAAAAGAUUCUGGAAGUCUAAAGAAUGGGACAAAUAAAAAUUUAAAGAAGAAAACAGCCGGAAGUUCAUUAGGACGGGAGCCAGGAAAUGGUAGUGAAGAAUUAGCCUCGAGUUCAGAAGGGUCUGGUAAAAAAGAACCAUCUGGAGACGGUUUGCACCCAGAAAACCAUCCACAACCCCAGAAACCAGGCUUUACUCUUAAAAGAUCUUCUGCCAAUACAGAUGUGCCAGUAUCCUUGACUGAAAAAGUUACUCUAAAGAAGUCUUUACCGAAGUUAGUUAAAGCUUUUAAGCCUCCCAUAGCGAAGGAAGGCAAGGGACCAAAAAUGCCUAAACUUUUGAAACCCCAGUUUGUUAGCCCAGCGCUUGCCAUAACGAAAGGAGAUAAAAACGAUCCUCGUAAGGAGGAAAGUGAAACAAAAGCAGAGUCAAACACAGAAACGAAACCACCUGGAACCACAAAAGGAAUGAAAUUAAAGAGCAAAUCCCCACAGACAAUGGUUCAUUCUCAGAGUGAAAAGUCAAAGGAAUCUGAACGUCAUCAAGCUACUGACAUCUUACCAGGUUAGAAUGUCAUUUUCCGACGAUAGCUCUUAGAUUUCUGCAAAAUGGACCCUUUGUUAGCAUGCAAAUAUAUACCUAGUGUCCUACUAUAUUUUUUUAUUUCCCUAAAUCUUGAAAGUACUCGUAAAGACAGAACAUACACUGAAAAUUAAAAUGCCUGUUUCAGCCCUAAAGUACCAAUUCAGCCCUGCAGGUUAAAGUCUGAUUCAGCCCCUCCUGGAGCCAUCUGAGCACCAUUUAAGCCAAAACAGCCCCAUCAAAAGGCUCUUUUAGUCCACACUCGGUCCCCUUCAGUCCCUGGGUCCAAAUCAGCAUCACCCCUAGGUAGCUGGACUGCAUUGGCCCUGAUCAGGAGCCAAAUUAGACUCAAAAACAGGACUGUAUUUUACUCACCAACAUGCACGGCCCCAUUUUUCGGGCUAAAACAAAUCUUUCUGAUUUACAGUGUAUAAUUUGCGGGAAAUAACCCACCGUUGAAAUUUGCUAGUCAAGUCGAUAUUUCACUGUUAAAUAGAACCUGAGAACGGUAUGCUCGACGUUGAGCGAUGAACCUACCCCAACCAAACUUUAAGUGAUGAGUCGUUAGGGUGAAAACAAAUGUAACUUGGUUAUUUUAAUUAUCCUUUUGUUUUAGAGGACCUCGAGGCCGAAAUAGAGGAAAUUGACAAUGAUAUCGCAAGCAUGCAGAAAGAGCUCAGGGUAUCUGACAUCAGUGACACAAGUAUCUCCGAGGAGAAGGUGGUCUCUCCAACUGCCAGCCCGCAUCAAUUCUUGUCUGAUUCGCCGGAAUUUUAAAAACCGUUGAUGUCAUAGUCUAAACUCUAUUAUGCAAGACAGUCUACAUUAUGCUCUAACCUGUUUCCUUAAGA